AUGUCCACCUUCAAAGUCGCCAUCAUCGGGGCUGGCCCUGCCGGCUGUCUUCUCGCACGGCUGCUGCAUAUCAAGCAGAUCGAGGUGACCGUCUUCGAGGCCGAAGCGUCUCCCAACGCGCGCAGCCAGGGCGGCACUCUCGACCUGCACCCCAAGACGGGCAUCGCCGCGCUCAGGACAGCAGGCCUCUACGAGGAGUUUUGCCGUCUGGCUCGCGUGGACAGCGCCGGUCUGACCAUCACCGACAAGCAGAACCAGCCUUACUUCCAACUGCCUGCCGCUCUGGCGACGAAUCCUGAGAUUGACCGCGUGCAGCUGCGCUCGCUGCUCCUGCGUUCGCUCCCGGGGGGCUGCGUCCGCUGGAACCACCGCUUGAUCGAUAUCAAAGAAGCCGGUGCCGGUGCCGGUACCGGUGCCGGUAACGGCAGCACAGAGCUGGUCUUUGCCCACGGGGCCACGGAAGGCGACUUCCACCUGGUGGUGGGUGCCGAUGGCGCGUGGAGUUGCGUGCGCGCCGUGCUCGCGCCCAGCGUGAAACCACAGUAUUCCGGGAUUGCAGGGUACGACCUUUCGAUUCCCAAUGCCAAUGCCCGGGAGGGGCCACGACACAGCUGGGAGUUGGUGAAAGGCGGCAAUCUGUUUGCCUUUUCGGACGGCCAGUCCAUUAUGGGCCAGCAGAUGGGUGACGGGAGCAUCCAAGUCUCGGUCUGGGGCCGACAUGCCGAAGACUGGGCGACGCAGAUGAGAGAGAACCCCCCGCAGUCGCCAGAGGAGGUGUGUGGCGAGUAUACAGGCUGGGCGCCAGAGCUGCUGGACUUGAUCCGCCAGUCGCGCGGGGAGAUGCGCAUCAGUGCGUUGUAUAUGCUUCCUGUGGACUUCAAGUGGCCGCACCGGCGCGGAAUGACCUUGAUGGGCGAUGCCGCCCAUCUCAUGACCCCGUUUGCCGGUGAGGGGGUCAACCUCGCUCUGGAAGACGCCAUGAGACUUGCCGAGGCGAUUGUCGCAGGGCACCAGCAGCACCAGCAGCAGCAGCAGCAGCAGCAGGCAGAUGCGUUGGACGAGCAGAUUGCGCGGUACGAGACGGCCAUGUUCCAGCGCGCACUCAAGGCGCAGACCCUGACCCGGAAGAUGAUGCAGUGCAUGUACUUCACCGAGAGGGCGCCCAGAACGAGUAUCGCGAGAUGGGUUGUUGCGCGCGCAGCGUACGACUGUCAUCCAGUGCUCGAACCGGUCAUCCAUCCGUUCUUAGUGGCGGGUGUGUAUAGCUUCUACUUUGUCUUCAAGCUUUUUGUAUAG
Penicilliopsis zonata CBS 506.65 is the source of this 1296-nucleotide messenger RNA. RefSeq lists its product as hypothetical. NCBI's taxonomy places the organism in Eukaryota, Fungi, Ascomycota, Eurotiomycetes, Eurotiales, Aspergillaceae. Gene Ontology annotation, molecular function: FAD binding. The record is from RefSeq and is a predicted model, not a curated record. Bases 1 to 1296 code for a protein of 431 amino acids. The transcript has a single exon.